AUGACGUAUGAGUCCAUGAUCUCCCUGCUCGGGGUCAAAUCAGCAACUUUCAUUUUUAAAGUUCUGUCUGUAUCGUUUGUGAGUGUAAAAGGUUACAAAGAUGGCCCCGAUUUUCCUCAUAUUGUGUAUAUACUUGCAGAUGACAUGGGAUGGAACGACGUCAGUUUCCACGGGUCUGACCAGAUCCCCACCCCCAACAUUGACUCUCUGGCAUACAAUGGGGUGAUUCUCAACAGACACUACACUCAGCCUCUGUGUACUCCUUCCCGGGCCUCCCUCAUGACUGGCAAUUACGCUGUGCACACAGGCCUUCACGAUGCGCUUAAGCCAACUGACAGAGUCGGACUUGGUAUUUCACAGAAGAUUCUUCCUCAGUAUCUGAAGGAGCUUGGAUACUCCACUCAUCUGGUGGGCAAAUGGCAUCUCGGGUUCUACAAGAAGGAGUUUACACCUUUACAGAGAGGGUUUGACUCUCACUUCGGCUACUGGUCUGGAGCUAUCAGUUACUACGACCACAUCGAUGAAAACCCGUACAACUACAGCGGCCACGACAUGAGGAGAGGCUACACCUCGGCGUGUGACGUGGUAGGUCAGUACGCUACAGAUCUGUUCACCAGAGAAGCUGUCCGUGUGAUAGAGAGCCAUAAGCCAGACAGGCCGAUGUUCAUGUUCAUGGCUCACUUGGCCUCUCACGCUGGGAACCAGGGCAAGUGGCUAGAGGCUCCUCAGGACGAGAUAAACAAGUUCUCCUACAUCAGCGAUCCCAACAGGAGGACGUUUGCAGCAAUGGUAUCCAAGCUGGACGAGUCUGUUGGAGCGGUGAUCACUGCAUUAGACAAACGGGGGAUGCUAAAGAACUCGAUAGUUGUGCUUCUGGCAGACAACGGCGCCCCGAACCUGGGACUCUACAACAACUGGGGCUCAAACUUUCCCUGGAGGGGGCAAAAAGCCAGUCUAUGGGAGGGUGGUGUCCGGACCCCUUGUCUCAUAUGGAGUCCACUGAUAACCAACCCCUCUCGAGUGAGCCACACCCUCAUGCAUGUCGCUGAUUGGCUGCCUACACUGCUGAGUGCCGCAGGUCACAAGGGAAGAGUAUCGGGUAUAGAUGGAGUCGAUCAAUGGGAAGCGAUUUCAAGAGGACGCUGA
This is a messenger RNA of Macrosteles quadrilineatus (aster leafhopper), 1146 nucleotides long. Its product is annotated as arylsulfatase B-like. The coding region runs from base 1 to 1146 and encodes 381 amino acids. The record is from RefSeq and is a predicted model, not a curated record. The transcript is spliced from 8 exons. Lineage: Eukaryota; Metazoa; Arthropoda; Insecta; Hemiptera; Cicadellidae.